Nerophis lumbriciformis (worm pipefish) is the source of this 2520-nucleotide messenger RNA. The record is from RefSeq and is a predicted model, not a curated record. Lineage: Eukaryota; Metazoa; Chordata; Actinopteri; Syngnathiformes; Syngnathidae.
AUGGAUAAUCACGGCCCUCUCCCUUUCUGGUGCGCAACAUGGAGGUUGUUUUAUGGAUGGCGACUGCAAAGUGGAACGCUCAUGUUUCUGCUUGGUUUGGUAACUACGGUAGGUGGUCAAAUUCGGUAUUCUAUUCCCGAGGAGAUGAAGAAAGGCUCAUUAAUUGGAAAUGUGGCUCAAGAUCUUGGUUUGGACAUAAAGAGACUCUUAUCUGGACGAGCCCGCAUCGUGACGGGAGGAAACAUCCAGUACACUGAACUGAGGGCAGACAAAGGGCUUCUGGUCGUCAAUGACAGAAUAGACCGAGAGCAGCUUUGUAGAGAUGUGACGCCAUGCAGCUUCAGCUUUGAGAUCAUUUUAGAAAACCCGAUUGAGUUGCAUAGAAUCACAGUUGAGGUUUUGGAUAUAAAUGAUCAUGCGCCCAUGUUUCCUAAUAAGGAUAAAUCUCUCAUAUUUGAAAUAAGUGAAGGGGUGGCGGUUGGGGUACGCUUCCCCCUGCGGAGUGCUGAGGAUCAAGAUGUGGGGCAAAAUACACUGCAAAAUUACAUUUUGUCACCAAAUGAUAAUUUUCUACUGAAUCAGCAUGCAAACCCAGAUGGCAGCAAAUAUGUUGAAAUGGUACUUCAGAAGCCUUUAGAUAGAGAAAAGCGUCCUCGGUUCUCUUUAAAAUUAAUUGCAGUUGAUGGAGGAACACCACAGAGAUCUGGUAGUGUUUCUAUUGAAAUUAAUGUUUUAGAUGCAAAUGACAACGAACCCAUAUUUAACCAAUCAGUUUAUAAGGCUAAUGUAAUUGAAAAUACUUUGAAAGGAACUAGUAUUAUUAGAGUAAAUGCUACAGAUGCUGACAGUGGUUCAAAUGGACUCAUCAGUUACAGUUUGUCUAAAAUGAAAGGAAGUGAGGAUGAUGUAUUCGAUAUUGAUGAAAACACUGGCGCAAUUUUUGUGUCUGGGAAAAUAGAUUAUGAAAAAGACAGAAAGUAUGAAGUGAGAGUGGAAGCAAAAGAUCAAGGUGGACUUACUGGGACCAGUAAAGUUAUAUUUGAUGUAAUCGAUGUUAAUGAUAAUGCUCCAGUAAUUACGAUCAUGUCAUUCUCAAGUCCUUUGUCUGAGGAUUCGCCACCUGGUACAACUGUUGCAGUUUUGAACAUAAAAGAUGAAGAUACUGACAAAAAUGGACAAAUUAAAUGUUCCAUUGAUGGAAAUCUUCCUUUUAAAUUGGAGACAUCUCUUACAAACUAUUACAAUUUAAUUUCAGAUCAAUAUUUUGAUAGGGAAUCUGUCACAGAAUAUAACAUAUCAAUUACAGCCAGUGAUCUUGGGUCACCUCCUCUUUCUAGCUCAACAAAGUUACACCUUAAAAUUUCAGAUGUGAAUGACAAUUCACCAUUAUUUGACAAAAACAUUUAUACAGCUUAUGUCGCAGAGAAUAACUCACCCGGUGUUUCUAUAUUUGCUGUGACUGCUCGAGACGCUGAUUGGAACCAAAACUCCCAAAUAUCUUACCUUUUAGAAGACACAAUGAUAAGUGACAGUCCAGCUUCCACUUUUGUUUCUUUAAAUUCAGAAACUGGUGUUCUCAGUGCGGUGCGAUCGUUCGAUUAUGAGCAAAUGAAACAACUGGUCUUGGUGGUCCGAGCUCAGGAUGGAGGCUCCCCUCCUCUGAGCAGCAACGUGAGCGUGGCCAUCUUGAUUCAGGACGCCAACGACAAUGGCCCUCAGGUACUCUACCCGGUCCAGACAGGUGGCUCCGUGCUAGCCGAAAUAGUGCCUCGUUCAGCAGAUGUCGGCUAUCUGGUGACCAAAGUGGUGGCUGUGGACGUGGACUCAGGACAGAACGCCUGGCUCUCAUAUAAAGUGCACAAAGCUGCAGACAGGGCGCUGUUUGAAGUGGGCCUCCACAAUGGUGAAGUGAGAACUGUCCGCCAAGUGACUGAUAAAGAUGCAGUAAAACAAAGAUUGACUGUUGUCGUGGAAGACAACGGGCAGCCCUCUCGUUCAGCUACAGUUAUUGUUAAUGUGGCAGUGGCGGACAACUUCCCUGAAGUGCUGUCAGAGUUCAAUGAGUUUAGCAUACACGACAAGGAGUACAAUGACAAGCUGACAUUUUACCUAGUUUUGGCUUUGGCUGUGGUCUCUUUCCUCUUCAUCACCUGCUUGCUGCUUAUCAUAUCAGUCAAAGUGUACAGGUGGAGACAGUCUCGCAUCCUUUACCAUACCAACCUGCCCGUCAUUCCGUAUUAUCCCCCGCGUUACUCGGACACUUUGGGGACAGGGACUCUCCCGCAUGUGUACAAUUAUGAGGUGUGCAGGACCACUGACUCCAGGAAAAGUGACAUGAAGAAUAUGCAAGCCAUGAGUCAAAGUUUAGUGAGUGUGGAUGGAGCUGAUGCUGAUUUGCCACAAGUGAACAAGAUGAUGUCAGCAAAGUGCUCACAGAUGUCCACUUUGGUGAGUGAAAUAUUUCACUUUUCUCCCAUUUUUGUGUCCAAUAUUUUUUUCAUCUUGGCAUUUGAAGUGUAA